AUGCGCAAUGGUCGCCGAAACCUCUGGACUGAAAAGACUGCCUUUGUGUACACACCCCUCACCGCAGAACAACAAGCCACUAUCGCCGAGUUUCCCUGGACGGUCAUGGCUGAGAAUAUUCGCCUCUUGACCGAUGGUCGCUGCGGAUCAGUCUGUGGCAUGGCGGGAUACUUUUACACCACAGAGCAUAAUGUUGAGUCGCAUACCAUCGGUGGCACAUUCGGUGAGGACCUAUCCAUGUUCUCCUUUGCUGGCGCCUCGGUCCUCCGGCUUUCCGAGAUACAAGACUUCUACAGCUCUGCAAAUCUGACAAGUUCCAUGUCCGACCUGCCCUACCAGAGCAUCGUGACCUUCUCGUGGUUGGAGUUGUAUGGCAAAGGGCGUACCAUUCCACUUGAAUAUGAUGCACAGUUGUAUCGGCCCAAGCGUAGAUUGAAUUUUACACCCACGAAUGCCCGUAGUAGAGAAGUCCUUUGGAAGGAGGUUGCUGCUGGGUCUUGGAAGUAA
Molecule: messenger RNA, 507 nt
Organism: Linnemannia hyalina
Lineage: Eukaryota; Fungi; Mortierellomycota; Mortierellomycetes; Mortierellales; Mortierellaceae
Source: the annotation of a GenBank genome assembly